Messenger RNA from Aspergillus tanneri, 1095 nucleotides. Its product is annotated as quinone oxidoreductase family protein. The record is from RefSeq and is a predicted model, not a curated record. Gene Ontology annotation, molecular function: oxidoreductase activity. NCBI's taxonomy places the organism in Eukaryota, Fungi, Ascomycota, Eurotiomycetes, Eurotiales, Aspergillaceae. The coding region runs from base 1 to 1095 and encodes 364 amino acids. The transcript has a single exon.
AUGCCUCGAUCUAUCACUCUCAAACAAAUCGAAGGUAAACCUGGCCAGGUAUACUACCCCCUGAAACUAAAUGAAGUAUCUAAGCCGGUGCCCGGUCCCGGCGAACUCCUAGUGCGCAUCCAGGCCGCCGCGUUGAAUCAUCGGGAUUUCUUUGUUCGGCAACAUCUCUACCCCGGCAUCUCGUUCACGAGUCCGCUGCUCUGCGAUGGCUGCGGCACUGUCGUCGAGACGGGUCCGGAGUGUAGUCCAACCGCUACUUCUCUACUAAACAAGCGGGUGAUCCUGAUCCCUUGUUUAGGCUGGGACGCAGACCCCAAUGGCCCCGAAGACAUGGCCAAGUAUGCGAUUAUCGGUGCAUCCAAUCGGUACAUGCACGGUGCCGCCCAGGAUUACAUCGUGGUACGUGAGUCCGAAGUCGAACGGUGUCCUGAUCAUCUCUCGCCUGUUGAGGGCGCUGCGCUGCCGCUCGUCGGAUUGACGGGAUGGCGCGCCCUCGUCACCAAGAGCGGCAAUGCCCAGGCGGGACGCAAUAUCCUUGUGACGGGCAUCGGUGGCGGCGUUGCAUUGCAGGUUCUGCAGUUGGGCGUGGCAAUGGGCUGCAAUAUGUACGUCACCUCGGGUGACCAGGACAAGAUCAACCGGGCAGGGCGGUUGGGCGCGAAGGGCGGUGUCAACUAUUUAACGGAGGGAUGGGAGAAGCAGUUGGAGCAGAUGCUCCCGCCCCAUCGGCCGUACCUGGACACUGUGAUUGACGGAGCCGGCGGCGACAUUGUCGCCAGGACGAUUCGAAUCCUGAAGCCUGGCGGAGUUAUAUGCAGUUACGGAAUGACGGUGGCUCCGAAAACAGACUGGUCCAUGCAGGCGGUUUUGAAGCAUAUUGACCUAAAGGGGUGCACGACGGGGUCGAGAACGGAGCUGAAGGCAGUGUUGCAGUUCGUGACGGAGAAGAAGAUUAGGCCGGUUAUUAGUCGCACGGUCAAGGGGCUGGGUAAUCUUGAGGCCAUUGAUGGAUUGUUCGAGGAUAUGAAACAUGGAAAGCAAUUUGGGAAGCUUGUCAUUGAAGUUGAUUCCGCGUUGGAUAAUGCUGCUAUCUGA